AGAAGUAGGAGGCGGAAACCGGACGUUCGUCACCAGCUACACACCGACCGCAACCAUUUUGACGGAAAGAGCGAGGAGCUACGAAGCUGCGUGUUUGUCUCUCAGGCCUAAUUUACACAAAAUAAACAUUCACCAUGGCUAUGCAAGCGGCAAAACGCGCGAAUAUACGAUUGCCUCCCGAGGUGAACAGAAUCCUGUACAUCAGGAACCUUCCGUAUAAGAUCACGGCGGAAGAAAUGUAUGAUAUCUUUGGAAAAUACGGACCAAUUCGUCAAAUCAGAACGGGAAACACACCUGAAACAAGAGGAACAGCCUACGUCGUGUAUGAGGACAUUUUCGAUGCCAAAAACGCUUGUGAUCACUUGUCCGGAUUCAACGUCUGCAACCGUUACCUAGUGGUCCUCUACUACAAUGCAAACAGAGCCUUCCAGAAAAUGGACACAAAGAAGAAAGAGGAGCAGCUGAAGCUUCUAAAAGAAAAAUAUGGAAUCAACACAGACCCUCCAAAGUAGUGUCUCUGAAAGACCCAGAUGUCUGCAUUUUUUUCUUCAUCUGUACAAACUUCACGUGGCUUUGAUUAUUAUGUUGAACAUUGUUGUUGGAAAUAUUAUUUUUGAUUUUUUUCCCCCUUGAUUUAUACGUGUCUUUUAUUGUCCAAGAGAGAGCUGUUUUGUGCGCAGCCACAAAAGAUGCUAGUUCUCAAACUGUGCUUGUCAGUUUGAUUUUCAGACUGGGACUCACAUUUUUUUUGUUGUGUUCCUGUCAAAGUGAAUGACAGGCUUCAGUAAAAAGCAGAAUUCAGUGUGACAUGAUCUUAGUUUACACCCUGGGCAACACGUUAAAAUCUACCACAACAGAUUGCGUUGUCAGAUUUUUUUAAUCACAUUUAACUUAAAUAUGACCAUGGUUUAUAUGAUAAGAACUUGAGCGGAGCUGUACUGUAGAGCUGUAGGAUUUGAAUAUGUAAAGUACAUUUGUAAAAUAAAUGUUCCUUUUCUAAA
This is a messenger RNA of Mugil cephalus (flathead mullet), 1001 nucleotides long. RefSeq names its product splicing factor 3b, subunit 6 (gene sf3b6). Bases 135 to 512 code for a protein of 125 amino acids. Gene Ontology annotation, cellular component: ribonucleoprotein complex; nucleus; cytoplasm. Gene Ontology annotation, molecular function: mRNA binding. NCBI's taxonomy places the organism in Eukaryota, Metazoa, Chordata, Actinopteri, Mugiliformes, Mugilidae. The transcript has 4 exons. The record is from RefSeq and is a predicted model, not a curated record.